UACAUUGUAAUCGUUGCUUCCUUAAAACAGGAAGAAGUUCAAAUAAGUAGCAGGAGAUAUACGAACGGGAUGGCCGACGAUAAAGAGAAGACAGCGAUAAAAUCCUGCGAACUUCGAAAAUGCAUCUCUCAGACUAGGAAGAACGUGCGAGCCUUUAACAAUAGAACAAAAGAUGCAGAAAUAAAUAACGAUUCAACAGACGUACCAUGCAAAAAAUGUGUAAAACAAAUACAAAGAGAAGGGAAGGAGCUGAUAAAGGAAACAUGUCGGCUGAAGAAGUUCUUUGAAAAUCACCGGAAUUCAAAUUUCAUUAAUUGUUGUUGCCCACACCUGUCGUCGGAUGGCGAUGAAAGCAAAGAUAUCUGCGAUGACUUCCACUUGAAAUAUUUAUCAAGCACCCGAAAGAUCAUGCGUGACUACAAUGACAAUUUACAAGAUGGUGUGUACGAAGAUAAGGACAGAGGACCAUGUGAAACCUGCAAAAGAUGCAUCACAAACGAGUGUGAUGGCCUGAUCCAAGAGCUGGAGAAGUUAAAUGGUCUCCAGUUGGUCAGUACAGGAGCUUGUCGAUACGGCUUUAUGUGUGUUCCAAUGAGACAAGGAGUUGGGAGACGAAGUGAUCACCAUACGAUAGACAGUGGUUUCGGAAGUGUUAACUCUGAGAUCCUAAAAGAGAGUCCAGUGACAAAAGAAGGAACAGAAUCCCAUGAUGCCACUGCUAACGACACUGAAGAUGGAACGAAAGAGGAGCCAGUACACAGUAAACCAACGGCGGAGAGUGAAGGACGCAUUAUUAUGGAAUGUUCUAUUGACAAGGGGUAUGAGAAAGGUCCUUCCAUCACUCUAGAAGUUGGAUCAUCGUCCGAUCAGGACAGCUCAAAUGCAUAAUGAAGGAAUCUCCAAUACUCCAAUAUGAUGAACACAAAAAGUGAAAAAAGACUCUCUCUCUCUCUCUCUCUCUCUCUCUCUCUCUCUCUCUAUAUAUAUAUAUAUAUAUAAUGUCCAAAAAAGAAUGAAGAAAUCGACACAGUUGUUAAAUAAUUUAAAAGAAUAAAAUCCAAAAUGAUCACAUAAUAAUCAGGCAGAAGCCUAGCAGGAACUGAUCGUUGAUUAUUAUGUGAUAAUUUUGGAUUUUAUUCUUGUAAAUUAUUUAACAACUGUGCCGAUUUCUUCAUUCAUUUUAUGAUCUGCCUGAAGAGCCGUAAGGCGAAAGUACUAGCAGGAACUGAUCGUUGAUUAUUAUGUGAUGAUUUUGGAUUUUAUUCUUUUAAAUUAUUAUUAUUAUUACUAUUAUUAAUAUUAUAUUAUAUUAUAUUAUAUUAUAUUAUAUAUAUAUAUAUAUAUAUACCAUACUAUAUGUCUGUACAUAUUCAAUUUUAUUAUACCUCCAACAUUUCUGAUCAUGCUCAUGACUGAUGAUUCUCACUGUUUGCAUUGUGGCUAUAAAUCCAAGGAAAAGUGCAUUAUUUCCUUGAAUGUCUAAAACAUACUCAGCAAAGAUCUAUUCUUCUACAGCAAUUUUGUAACAAUGGUGUUCCUUUUCAGGUGAACUAUGUCCUAAAUGGAGUAGUGAUCUGAAUUGCAAAAUUAUUUUUUAUAUUCAUCUUCUUAACACUUUUGAUAUAUGUUAAUGUUUGCACAUUUUUUCCUUCUCUUUUUCCUUUUCUUCCAACAAAUUGGAUUGAUUUAUGUUAUAUGCAUACAUGCAUGUGUGUGAAUGUUGGUGGAGGGGUUUGUAAAUGUACGUGUGUGUGUCUAGAACCAACUCCAGUUGGUCUAUAAUAAUCAACUCAUAGUAUACAGUACGCAGAAUUUUCAUGUUAACCUCAUCACAAUGGUGUCACAUCUUCAAAUAACAGUUAUAAGUCAUAUUUUUGUAUAAUAUAUCUUAUGCUUGACUUUUGUAUUUGGGAGAGGGCCUACAUAGGCUAUGUCUGUUGCCCGAUCCUUUUGAGUUUAUCAAUGAAAUAUGAUGAAAUCAUAUAAACAUUUCUAUGUUGAUGAUUCGGAUAAAUGCCGAUAAACUAUUCACCGGACAGGUGGAAAUCUCCAUGACUAACGAGUCUUGAAAAACGCCUCUGUUGUUUCUGUUAACUUCAAUUUGAGUGUAUUAAGUACAAUUAAAUCUUUAUCAUAUAAAGUAGAAUUAAAUUCUUCCAUUACAUCUUUGAUGCAUAUCAAUAAUGCCUGACAUUUUUUCUGAUAUGCAUAAAUUUUUUCAUACAGUUUACUCAGGACUUGGUUCAUUGUUUGUUUGGGAUUUUCAUAUAUAAAGUACUGCAAGGCGAUA
This is a messenger RNA of Ostrea edulis (European flat oyster), 2290 nucleotides long. RefSeq lists its product as uncharacterized. Bases 70 to 888 code for a protein of 272 amino acids. The transcript is spliced from 7 exons. The record is from RefSeq and is a predicted model, not a curated record. Lineage: Eukaryota; Metazoa; Mollusca; Bivalvia; Ostreida; Ostreidae.